Molecule: messenger RNA, 699 nt
Organism: Cryptosporidium muris RN66
Lineage: Eukaryota; Apicomplexa; Conoidasida; Eucoccidiorida; Cryptosporidiidae
Exons: 1
Coding region: 1-699 (232 amino acids)
Source: RefSeq, a predicted model, not a curated record
AUGGGCAGUAAACAGUCCAUUCCAACUACAAAGGAUGGCUAUCUUUUAAGAAUACCAAAGUUUCAGAAUUUUCCUGAAGAUGUAAAAGCUAAUGUAGAAUUAGAAGAAGGUGUAAUUGUAUUGAUGAUAGCAAAAUCUGGUAGUACAAGUUUUAUGGAAAUUAACACUGAUGAUGGGCGUUUUGCAAUAGCAAAGGCAGAAGCAGAUCGUAUUGCAGAGGAAGAGGCUCUUCGUUUAUCUACUGAACAAUCAAUUAGGGUAAAUGAGGGGGAUGGAGUUUAUUCAGUCCCAACAUCAAGAGUAAUAACAAAUGUAACAUCAUUUAUAUCACAUUCAUCUUCACAGUUAGAAUCAGAAGUAACUUCUGCUCAUUCGGAUACUAUUAAUAAUACUACUGAUGAUGUAUUAGAUAUUGAAGAUAACAAGUCAACAACUAAUGGAGGUUUUAUUGAGAAUUUAGCAAAUCAAUGUGGAGCUGUAUUCUCUGAAUGUCAUCAAUAUCCUAAAUUUCGUAUCGUUGCAAAUGGAAAUGAAGUGCAACGGCGUAUUGAUAAUGUUCUACAUUCAUCUGGAUGUGAUACAGAAUUUGUUAUUGAUAAGACAACUGCUACAUGUGGCUGUUUAGGACCAAAACAUGAUAGAUUAACGUGUAAAGUUUGUAGAGGGAUGCACUUGGAGGACGCUCCACUGUUAUAUUGA